UACGCAGACAAAAGUGACGUUGUAACUAUGCAACGUCAAUGAAUGAAGUUGUACUCCUGUUUCUGUGUCUAUAAUGUAGUGUAUCAUUAAAUUAUGUCUUCAACCAUAUAGAGAAACUGCAACAUGACUUCUAUAGACCAUAAAAGGUCAUUACAGUUAGAAUUAGGAAGUGUAUCUAGAUCUACCAGUACAGAUACUUUGGCGCCUAGCAGCGAUACAGAUGAUGAUUUGGAACAAUCGCAACUUCUACACAAGCCAAUCCCACCUGCUUGCGAGAAGCCUGAGCUACCUAGACCGUUUCAAGGUCACUCGUCUAGUUCAAAAGAUAAAGACACAAGAGCACAGGGGUCCGUAACUGAACACAAUUUAACAACCUUAAAUCAUAACGGAGAAAUGGCCGAACACACAUGGUACCCGAACGAACUGAAGACAAAGGCUGAUGAAUCAUGCUUCAACAUGGGCUUACUACUAGACUUGGUAACCAGGGCAGAAGAUCUAGACAAGUUGUUGUUGGCCGAGCCUUCUGUCACUGGAAAUACGAUUGCUUUCACCAAUCAAUGCGUCUCGAUACCAAGUAGCAGUCAAAGUCAACUCUCCUCUGUGUAUAGUAACGUUGAUGCAGAGAAGGUUCGCAAGAAAAAGAAAAAGAAGGAAAGAGAAAGUAAGAAAAGCGAAAAAGCAGAGAAGGCAGAACAGAAACAACUUGAAGAAGAAAGAAUGAUGAAAGAAAUAUCAAGAAACAGGUCCAUGUUUAACCGAAAUAAAAGCACGUUGCCAGCAAUCGGCAUGAAGUGUGAGGAGGCAAACACUUACAAUGACAAAUUACCAGAAGUUGAAACACAUGAGUUUACAAAGGAUGAUUUGCGAGACAAUAACAUAAUUGACGUAAUUAGAAAACAUGAGACAAGAGUCAGGGAAGCAACUCAUUUGAGGGAAAUUAGUCAAAACUUUAUCAUUGCAAGCGCUGGUGUGAUGGAACCAAAGUACCAGAACGAGGUCAUUGACAUUAUCGAAAAGCAUGAAUACGAAAAUUCUAGAAUUUAUGGCAGGUUACAUGGGAAUUACACAAUCGGAGGUCAGAGAGCUGCAAGAGAUUGUGAACCAACGUCUGCACGAUCUACAUGCUCAUUGCCAGCGUCGAGACGCGGAGCAGCUUAAAUCAUUUUAUUAUUUUAUUCAAAUGCUAGUUCAUUGUUUUUUGUUCGUCCAUUUAUUUCUGAUUGUUAAAACACUGAUAACAAUGAGGGUAAACAGUGUAAUACUUAACGAGUGCUUUAACAAUAAAAUGUUAAAGUUA
Messenger RNA from Ruditapes philippinarum (Manila clam), 1297 nucleotides. RefSeq lists its product as uncharacterized. The record is from RefSeq and is a predicted model, not a curated record. NCBI's taxonomy places the organism in Eukaryota, Metazoa, Mollusca, Bivalvia, Venerida, Veneridae. The transcript is spliced from 5 exons. Bases 124 to 1158 code for a protein of 344 amino acids.